AUGGCACCCGCAAAGUCCGGCUCAGGUGCGCAGACCACCUUCACCCUGUCGAACGGUGUCAAGAUCCCCGGAGCUGGGUUCGGCACCUUCGCCAACGAGGGCGCCAAGGGUGAGUCCUACAAGGCCGUCAAGGUCGCUCUGCAGACCGGCUACAGACACCUGGACUGCGCCUGGUUCUACGGAAACGAAGACGAAGUUGGCCAGGCCGUCCGCGACUUCUUGAAGGAGACACCCUCGGUGAAGCGAGAGGACAUUUUCAUCUGCACCAAGGUCUGGAACCACCUGCACGAGCCGGCCGACGUCAAGUGGUCCUUUGAGAACUCUCUCAAGAACUUCGGCCUGGACUACAUAGACCUCUUCCUGGUUCACUGGCCGAUUGCAGCCGAGAAGACGGACGACUAUAAGCCCAAGAUCGGCGCCGACGGAAAGUACAUCAUCAAGAAGGACCUCACUGAGAACCCGGAACCAACAUGGCGGGCGAUGGAGGAGCUUGCUGAGAGCGGCAAGGCUCGCGCCAUCGGCGUCUCCAACUGGACCAUCGACGGCCUGAAGAAGCUUCUGAGCUUCGCCAAGAUCAAGCCCACCGUCAACCAGAUUGAGAUCCACCCGUUCCUGCCGAACGAGGCCCUGGUCAAGUUCUGCCUCGACAACGACAUCCUGCCCUCGGCUUACUCUCCACUCGGAUCGCAAGACCAGGUGCCCAACACUGGCGAAAAGGUGCGGACCAACAAGACACUCAACGAGACCGCCGAUCGCAGCGGGCACACGCUCGCCCAGGUGCUGCUGGCCUGGGGCCUGCGCCGAGGCUACGCCGUGCUGCCCAAGAGCUCGACGCCGUCGCGGAUCGAGAGCAACUUCCAGAUCCCGGAGCUGUCCGACGCCGACUUCGAGGCGGUCAACAGCGUGGCCAAGGGACGACACACUCGUUUCGUCAACAUGAAGGACACCUUUGGAUACAACGUUUGGCCCGAGGAGUCUGUCGAGGCGGGCACGGCUGUCGCUUGA
Messenger RNA from Neoarthrinium moseri, 1005 nucleotides. RefSeq lists its product as uncharacterized. Bases 1 to 1005 code for a protein of 334 amino acids. The record is from RefSeq and is a predicted model, not a curated record. Gene Ontology annotation, cellular component: cytosol. Gene Ontology annotation, molecular function: aldose reductase (NADPH) activity. Lineage: Eukaryota; Fungi; Ascomycota; Sordariomycetes; Amphisphaeriales; Apiosporaceae. The transcript has a single exon.